This is a messenger RNA of Aspergillus steynii IBT 23096, 835 nucleotides long. RefSeq lists its product as uncharacterized. The transcript has a single exon. The coding region runs from base 174 to 629 and encodes 151 amino acids. Lineage: Eukaryota; Fungi; Ascomycota; Eurotiomycetes; Eurotiales; Aspergillaceae. The record is from RefSeq and is a predicted model, not a curated record.
GCAUCCAGCAGAGUCAGCGUACGAAUCACCGGGAGUGAUGGGGUUACACCGUUGCAGACUAUGCAAGCUUGUAAGAACCGACGCAGCGAACACCAAGAGGGAAUGCUAAUGAUGAUGAUAAUAAAUUAUAGUACUAAUAAUCAACAGGGAUUAGACAACCAGAACCUGUCCUGAUGACAGUGACUCAGAUCAGUCACCAAUGUAGGAGUUCACCGAGAGAGUCCGAAAACUUCAGGGAACUUCAGGGCGGGCUUUGCCUGAUAUGCCACGGUAUAGGCACCACGCUACAUGGAAUUCCGGAUGUCCCGUGGCAGUGGAGCAAACGAGCUCCCUCCCCUGACCAAAGAACGGGCAUAGAUGGCGAGGGGACCGUCCGUCGAUUCCCCAGGACUUCUCCAAUCGUUCCCCAGUCUCCUGAAAGGGACGCAGUGGCAUACGCGGACGCUCCCGGCGCCGCUCGGACCCGGUCAUAUGGAUUUGAUAGCCACGGGGCUUCGACCGGGCGCGAGGAGCACGGGUUGUGCAUUGGGGGAGUCUGCAGAAGACCGGUUGACACGCCAGUCCGUUCAGGGGUUGUUGUCAACAGGGCAGACGACACCUUGUUGGAGGGCCGUGGCAGACGUAAUUGAUAUAUGACCAACCCCGUUGCUGGGGAGACAUACCCCGACACUGAACAAAGCAGUCGGGGCUGCAAAAGUACAUGCACCUCGUGUAAUCCGAAAUGAUUUGCCCGCAGAGCGAGAGGAAAUCUUUUGGAAUCCACGGGAAAAGAAAACGUGCCACAAGCGUGAACGAGCGGCCGUCCACGAGUGACUAAGACAUGGAACCGGGGAAU